This is a messenger RNA of Corapipo altera (White-ruffed manakin), 1167 nucleotides long. RefSeq names its product solute carrier family 30 member 8 (gene SLC30A8). The transcript has 8 exons. Lineage: Eukaryota; Metazoa; Chordata; Aves; Passeriformes; Pipridae. Gene Ontology annotation, biological process: response to glucose; zinc ion transmembrane transport; insulin secretion. The record is from RefSeq and is a predicted model, not a curated record. Gene Ontology annotation, cellular component: plasma membrane. Gene Ontology annotation, molecular function: zinc ion transmembrane transporter activity. Bases 1 to 1167 code for a protein of 388 amino acids.
AUGGCUACCAAAAAGGGUCUUGAAAGAGCUUGUCUUGUGAGCGAGAGGGACACCAAGAAGUACUCCUUGGCCCUAGACAGGAUGAGCUGGCUUCAGAAGAAUUUAAAUGAAGAUAAGCAGCAGCAGGAAGCAGAAGUUGCUGAAGCUAAUCCAGCAUAUCACUGUCAUGGCUACUCACAGGCCUAUGAGAACAGAAAGAGGGAACAGCAUCAAGCCAGGAGGAAGCUCUGUGUAGCAUCAGUAAUUUGCAUCUUCUUCAUGAUUGCUGAGAUAACAGGGGAGUAUGUGUGUGGGCAGAUCGCUGGGAGCCUGGCAGUGGUUACGGAUGCAGCACACAUCCUGGUGGACCUGACGAGUUUCUUGAUCAGCCUCUUCUCACUGUGGCUUGCCUCCAAACCUCCUACCAAACAACUAACUUUUGGGUGGCACCGAGCAGAAAUUCUGGGAGCUUUGAUGUCUAUGAUAAUUGUCUGGAUGGUGACUGGCGUGUUGACAUAUUUGGCUAGCAUGAGGCUGCUACACCCUGAUUAUGAUAUUGAUACUACAGUGAUGCUCAUUACCUCCACUUUUGCUGUGCUCGCCAACAUCCUAGUAAGCCUGAUUCUGCACCAGACCGGCCACGGGCACAGCCAUGAGGCACAAGCCAGGGAACACGUGUCAGCCCCUCGAGAAAAGCCAGCUCUGAGCAAUGCCAGCUUGCGGGCAGCCUUUGUGCAUGCAGUUGGAGACCUAUUCCAGAGCAUUAGUGUGCUAAUUAGCGCACUUAUCAUCUUCUUUAAGCCAGAAUACAAAGUAGCAGACCCAAUCUGCACAUUUGUGUUUUCCAUCUUUGUUUUGGCAACUACCAUCACCAUUUUAAGGGAUAUUUUGAUUGUGCUAAUGGAAGGAACAUCAAAAGAAUUUGCAUAUGAUGAAGUGAAAGCAAGAAUUUUAGCAGUUGAGAAAGUGGAGUCUAUUCACAACCUUCAUCUUUGGUCUCUGACAAUGAAUCAAACUGCUCUGUCUGCUCACGUUGCCACAGCAGACACAACGGACAGCCAGAAGAUUUUGAGAGAUAUUACCCAAGCCCUAUUUGAGCACUACAGCUUCCACUCCAUCACUAUUCAGAUUGAAUCAGGAGAGGAUCAGAAACAAGACUGUAUCUUCUGUCAAGAGCCCAGGGACUAA